AUGCGCGUCGUUGUCCAGAGAGUGAAGCGAGCAAGCGUGGCGGUGGAGCACAAAGAUGGAGACGGCACGUCCUCGGAACCAUCGUCCGUUGUGAGCGAAAUUGGCAAAGGGAUCCUCUGUCUCGUCGGCGUCAAGGAUGGGGACGAGAAGGGACAUGCAGAGUGGCUCUGCAAGCAGAUCGUGACGGCAAAGCUGUUCGAGGGAAUGUCUGAGGCAAACGCAGACAAGAGAUGGCGGUCUAACGUCAAGCAGAACGGCUUCGAAAUACUGUUGGUGUCACAGUUUACCCUCAACGGGCGAGUGUGCUCCAAGGGCAAAGUGGACUUCACCGGUUCGAUGCCCCCGGCAGAAGCUAGGGAGUUUUACAGCCGCUUUGUAGACAUGGUCAAGAGCGCACACGCACCCGAACUGGUGAAAGACGGAGUGUUCGGGGCCAAGAUGGAAGUAUCGCUUGUGAACGACGGCCCGGUAACUGUGAUCGUGGAUUCUGGAGAGAUGAAAAAUGAGACUCCUCUGCCGAAACCGGAGGCGGGCGAAAAGAUUCGGGAUAAAGAUCCCACUGCUGCACCAGCCUUGGAUUCGAAGUGA
Ectocarpus siliculosus is the source of this 588-nucleotide messenger RNA. The record is from the annotation of a GenBank genome assembly. NCBI's taxonomy places the organism in Eukaryota, Phaeophyceae, Ectocarpales, Ectocarpaceae.